ACUUUGUCCGUCAUCUUCUGCCGACCAUGGGUAAUAUCUCGCAGGUGUCGCCAAGAGUCUUCUCUCUACUCACCCGCCGCUUUACCACUGCGCUGACAGUUCUGGCAGUGAAGCCAAGUCGAGAAGCAGAUUGGUACCUUCCUGCCGGGUUCCGCCAAGAAGGGGAACUCGCGGCCAAUUAUGAACUUGCUGCUGGAAAUGAGCGUUAUGAGUACUUGAAGCGCUUACUUCGAGAGGAACCAUGGGAGGAUAUGCGACCUCUGGUGAUGAUACGCCGCGGAACGCCGAAAGAUCCGAUCAUCAUCCAAGGGAUUGAUCCUGAACGUUAUAUAGGUUGUACAGGUAUGGUAUCAUCGUAUUUUUUUGAUUAGAGACUACUAUAUGAUGGUCCCGAUUAGGCUUUCCAGCCGAUUCCCAUGAAGUGAUUUGGCUGACCAUAAGGCCGCUGCCGAAGGGCCGUCUCGAUCGCUGUCCACACUGCGGAAAUUGCUACAAAUAUAUACGCAGGCCUCUUGCUGAUCAUUGAAUGCUUCGAUUUGAAUUGCUUACUGAAAGCAUAUGCUGUGGGAUGCAAUCAACUAUUAUGUGUAAAUACUAUUUUUGCAGGCGUUGUAGUAUAGUUGAAUGGAGAGCGUCACUUUUUGAAUGACCCAAACACCUGCACUUGCAUCAUGCCGGUAGACAUUCCCCUGGGCUUCUAAACACGUUUGUGAUGGAAUCGCAU
Messenger RNA from Spizellomyces punctatus DAOM BR117, 724 nucleotides. Its product is annotated as cytochrome c oxidase polypeptide IV, variant. The coding region runs from base 27 to 371 and encodes 114 amino acids. NCBI's taxonomy places the organism in Eukaryota, Fungi, Chytridiomycota, Chytridiomycetes, Spizellomycetales, Spizellomycetaceae. Gene Ontology annotation, biological process: mitochondrial electron transport, cytochrome c to oxygen. The transcript has 3 exons. Gene Ontology annotation, cellular component: mitochondrial envelope. The record is from RefSeq and is a predicted model, not a curated record.